GCUGCCGUUGCCAACGGCCAUAUGCAGCUGCAGAGCCCUCCUCCCUUCCGCUCGAAAUACAACCCAAACGCUGGCUACGACAUCGACUACUCCAUGACCUCGCCCCUCGAUGCAUCCGGAUCCGACUUCCCCUGCAAGGGCUAUCAUAAGCUUCUCGGCACUCCCGCGGGCAAGUCUGUGGCCACUUGGGCUCCUGGUGGUUCCUACAGCUUCACCAUUACCGGCACCACUGCCAACCAUGGAGGAGGCAGUUGUCAGGCGUCGCUCUCCUACGACAAGGGCCAGACCUGGAAGGUCAUCCACUCGUACAUUGGCGCAUGUCCGCCUCCAGACACGUCCAACUGGAGCUUCACCGUGCCCAGCGAUGCCCCCUCUGGCGAGGCCAUGUUCGCCUGGACCUGGUUCAACAAAAUCGGUAACCGUGAGAUGUACAUGAACUGCGCCGCCGUCACCAUUGGCGCUGGCAAGAAGCGCGCGGCCUCUACCCCCUUUUCCAGCCUCCCUGACAUUUUCGUUGCCAACGUCGCCAACAAUGUCUGCACCUUCGAGGGCAAGGACGUUCAGUUUCCGAAUCCUGGCUCGAUUGUCGACAACAAGAGCCAAGGCACUGCACCUCCUGGACAGAGCGAUUGCACUGGACCUGCUCCGGCUUCCCCUCCUCCUGUUGCCCCUCCAGCAGGCGAUCCUGAUGCUAACACGAUGAAAUGUAGCGCGUCUCCCUCUUCGCAGCCUCCGGCCUCUCAGCCUGCGCCGACCUCUGCUCCUAUGCCCACGGUUCCGGGCGGCGUUUUCAUCACCUCGCCUAUAGGACAGCCAACUCAGGCACCAACCCAGCCAACAACUCUCGUCAGCGUUACCAGUGUCAGCCAGCCCCCAGCUGCUACCUCGUCCGGGCCGCAACAAACUCCCUCUCCUCCCCCUCCAACCAAUGGUGGUUCCAAGCCGCCCAGCGGCUCGACAACUGCGGGAACGCCAUGCUCUGCCGAGGGCCAGUGGAACUGCGCAUCUGAUGGAAAGUCAUUCCAGCGAUGUGCCUCCGGAGCGUGGUCUGCCUCCAUCCCCGUGGCGCCGGGAACCUCGUGCCAACCCGGAACGAGCGACAAUCUCACCCUGGUGAAGAAGCGAAGC
Molecule: messenger RNA, 1128 nt
Organism: Trichoderma virens Gv29-8
Lineage: Eukaryota; Fungi; Ascomycota; Sordariomycetes; Hypocreales; Hypocreaceae
Exons: 3
Source: RefSeq, a predicted model, not a curated record